Colias croceus (clouded yellow) is the source of this 2550-nucleotide messenger RNA. RefSeq lists its product as uncharacterized. Lineage: Eukaryota; Metazoa; Arthropoda; Insecta; Lepidoptera; Pieridae. The transcript has 12 exons. The record is from RefSeq and is a predicted model, not a curated record. The coding region runs from base 431 to 1933 and encodes 500 amino acids.
UUCCGAUUAAGUACCUACUCGAGUUUUGACUUUCGACUACAAAAGAUUCUUCAAUAACAUUUUCUAAAAUUUGUACAAAUAAAAUGCUGUUGAUACAUAUUGUUACAAUUUCUUGAUGUCUCCUUUGCAAAUUAAAUUAGUGCGAUACUAUCUUGAUACUAUCGAGAGCGCAACAUAAAUAGCAUAAAAUAUAUUUGUUUAAUUGAGUUUAAGUAAAUUAAUAACAGACACACAUGAAAUUAAAUUCAUAACAAGGUUGCUACUUUUGAUAACUUUCUUUGUUUUAAUUAAUUCUUUCAGAGUAUUAAUUCGCUUUGAUUUAUUUUGUGUGUAGUGUAUGAAAAUUUGUUAAACCAAAGGUUGUAAACAAUUAUUUAUAUUAUGCGGCUAUGAAGUGACAUUUCAAAUUGUAUUACCUUCGGUGAAUGCAAUGGAAGUUUCUAAUGAAAUAAAAGAAGAUAUUCGGAAAACACAAACUGAUUUAAAAAAUGCUAUACGGGUGCAUCAGAUUUGGGUUGCACGCCUCCAAGAAGAUGAAAGCAAUAUACAUCUGAAAAAUAAAGUUAGUGAAGCUGAAAAAGAAAUUGUUGCCAUUGGACGUGCUCAAAAAUUGGUGGUUGAUAGACUGAGGAAAGAGUUGGAAUUGUAUCAACAACGCUUAAGAGCUAAAAAUAAGCAAGUCAGUAUUGAAAAUGACAAUCACUAUAUUGCUCAACAAUUAAGAGACCAUGAAUUACAAUAUCGCAAUAGGAAUCGUCCCACAUCACUACUAAAACCUUCAGUGUUAAACGAAAUCCAAAUAAAAACCGAGAAUUUAACAGAUGAUGUGAAUAAUGAGUCUGAUAUAGAAAAUGAUAUUAUACCACAUGAAAAAGAAACAAAUAAUGAAAAUGAGAGACACAAAGAGAGUUUUGUAAGAAAUUUUCCUCGAUUGGAAAAUUUAAUACACAACGACAGGAGUAACUUUGAAAAUGCUCUCAACAAGGUCAAGGAAGUAUUUUUGGGAACAAAGUUUGAUGACAAUGAUUGGCCAGAUAGAUCGGAUUCAGAUUCUUCGCCAAAUACAGAGAUAUCACCGGCUCCAUCACCACCCCUUCUGCCUGAACCGGGAGAGCCAAUAUCCAAAGAAGGUUUCAUGAGACUUAUUGGAUUGGUAACACCAAUCCAAAAAGAAAUAAUGGAGAAAAAAAUAAACGAAAAUCGCAAAAGGGCUGCUGGCACAAAUAGAAAUGAAUUUGUUUAUGGCAAUUAUGAAAUGGUUCCUAAACGGAAGAAGUUAAACCAAUACCCAUAUCUACAGAAUCACAGUGAUCCACCACAAACGCGAUCAGCCAAACUUCGCAAGCAGAAUCAGAAUAAGUCAUCUCGUGAAGGAUCUCCAUCAGGGUCAUCAACAGAUAAUAAAGGUUGGGGAAACAAACCAGCCUGGAUGGCAACUCUACCAGCUGGUCUGUCAGUGGAGCCAGUUUAUUCACCAACUAAAAAAGUUUGUCACGGCUGCGGAAGAAAUGACGUGCCUUCGCUUCUGGUGCCGUGCGCGGAAUGCGCGGUGUGGCAGCACACGGGCUGCGGCGCGGAGGGGCGCUGCGCCGCGUGCCGCGCGCCGCUGCCCGAGCCCGCGUGCGCCGCCGCGCCCGCACGGAACGCGCACCUGUACACUGAUAAGUUAGCGGAACGCAAACGACUACAAGAGAAAAACAUUGAACUGUGCGUUGAGCUACGGAAGCUGGAAGCGCGAGCGGCAACUUUGAAAGAGAAUCUCGACGAACACAAUGCUGAGAAGCGGCAACUGUUGGCGGACCAAAUAAAAACACAAAGAAACCUCCAGAAGCUUCUAGACUUUAUCAGCCAGUUUAAGGAAACCUCCAUCAGUGUUCAUUCAACGAGCGCCAGCGAAUCUGGGAGUGAAGUUAGUAAAAGCAAUGAGGAAUGACUUUUAGGUAAUAAAGUUAGCCAGUAUACUUAAAAUUUAAGAUGUGUUAAAUGUUGUUGAUUUGUCAUUGUCUUGUUAUGGAGUGUAGCAGUUUAUAAUUUAUUAUACUUAUACUUAUUUUGAUAAACCAAUUUGUAUUAAACAUAGUUGAUUUUAUUGUAACAUAUCGUCUCGAAUAUUGAUUUUUAUAGUUCUUGGGAUUGUGAUUAUAAUAUAAUGUUGUUUUGGUUAAAUCAAAUGAUAGGAUAUUCUCAAAUGAUAUUAUAGAAAAAUUCAAAAGGGUAUACAAAUGUCCAAUUUCUUAAGAAUGGCUUUAUUUUUAGUUAAUCAAAUUAUUCCAUAAAUCCAAUACAGAAUGUUAUUUUUGGAUCAAAUUUAAGGGUAGAAUACAUUAUAAACCAAAAUUAAAUAAGUAUAAAAAAGUGUUCAAGUAACUCUUAACUAAUUAGAAAUAAGUAUUAUUAUUGUAUAUCUGUGUAGACUUCUGUGUAGUACAAAAUGUGAAUGAUUUGGUAAUUAAUGAAUGUAAUUAAUUCUCUGUGAUAUGAUUAAGUUUUCCUUUAAUGUUACUUUUUGUGAAUCCAGGGUUUUACGUCAAUAAAACGUAUACGUUGGUA